Pichia kudriavzevii is the source of this 1215-nucleotide messenger RNA. RefSeq lists its product as uncharacterized. Gene Ontology annotation, molecular function: NEDD8 activating enzyme activity. Gene Ontology annotation, cellular component: nucleus; cytoplasm. Gene Ontology annotation, biological process: protein neddylation. The transcript has a single exon. Lineage: Eukaryota; Fungi; Ascomycota; Pichiomycetes; Pichiales; Pichiaceae. Bases 1 to 1215 code for a protein of 404 amino acids. The record is from RefSeq and is a predicted model, not a curated record.
AUGAGAAACUUACAACUAUCUUAUAAGAAAAUACUCUCUAUACCUGGUCCAUUCACAGAUCCUGACUACGAACCAUCUCUAGCCGUUGAAGAACUCUCCAAUGCAAAUGUUUUGGUAAUUGGUGCAGGAGGUCUUGGAUGUGAGAUUUUAAAGGAUUUGGCCUUGUCAGGAAUAAAGAGAAUCAGUGUCAUAGACAUGGACACUAUUGAAUUAACAAAUUUAAAUAGACAGUUUUUAUUUAAAGUGGGUGAUAUUGGGCAAUCAAAGGCUAUGGUUGCAGCUGAAGUAGUUAUGGAACGAGUUGAGGGAGUGUCAAUUACACCCUAUUUGAACAGAAUUCAAGAUUUUGAUGAUGAAUUUUAUAGAAACUUUACAAUAAUUGUCUGUGGACUAGACUCGAUUGAAGCACGAAGAUGGAUCAAUUCUAAAAUAGUAGGUAUAGCCCAAAAUUAUGAUCAGAUAAUUCCAAUCAUUGAUGGUGGUACGGAAGGGUUUCAGGGAUCAGUCAAAAUGAUAAUACCUACGAUAACUGCUUGUUUUGAAUGUUACCUGCCUCUGAUACCCGACAGGGUCACAUAUCCGUUAUGCACACUUGCAUCGACUCCAAGAUUGCCAGAACAUUGUAUAGAAUGGGCACAUCAGAUUGAGUGGGGUAAAAAGUACAGUCAUGAAUUUAAUGCUGAUGAUCUCGGUGAUGUUUCGAAAAUGUACCAAUUGGCAUUGGAGAGGGGAAAACAGUAUGGAAUUGAGGGUAUUACUAAAGAGAAAACCCUAGGUGUUGUCAAAAAUAUCAUUCCAGCAAUCGCAUCAACUAACGCUGUUGUUAGUGGGCAAGUGUGCAAUGAGGCAUUCAAAUUUCUCACUAGCUGCAAUCCUAAUAUGAAAGAUUCAAUGUACUAUAAUGGAGAAAACGGUGUUUUGUUUGAAACCGACGAGUAUCAUAAAUUACCCGAUUGUGCUGUUUGUGGGAUAAAACGGGUCAAACUAACAGUUGAGAAUGGAACUUCAAUUGGCCAAUUUGUUAGUAAAAUCAAGGAUGCAUAUAAACUAAUAAAGCCACUAUUUAUAAAGGAUGAUAAAGAGCUCUUCAACUUCAAAUUUGACACAAUCGAUGGUCCGGUUGGUAGCAAACCUAUAGAGAACGGGGAGUUGAUAGUGAUUGAUAAAAACAUUUCAACCUCAAUGGUUGUCGAGAUCAUAGUAGAAGAUUUGUAG